CCCGAGACACCGAUCGCUACUCACAAUGUGUGUGCUAUGUGCAGUGUAAUAGGUUCAGCGGUGCUGUGACACAAGCCUCGUCACCGCCGCGCGUGCAUCAGACACAUUAACUUUCGUCACUUAAACGUUUCAAGAAUACAACAUAGUGCUUUUGGACUUUUCAUACGCAAGACACAAUAAUACAUAAGAUGACGACGUCGCCCACCGUGGUCGCCGUAAUGGUGGUGGCGUUAGGUUGUGCGGCGGCGUUCGAAUACGGUCCAGACCUGGCAGGCCAAUACUGUUCUACUCGACCUAGAGGUUGUUGCAAAGGCCGACAAGACGACUGUACUGUACCGAUACUGGACACGUUGUGUUACUGCGAUGACUUUUGCAACCACACUCGGUCCGAAGACUGUUGUCCCGACUUCUUGUCGUUUUGUAAACACAUAGUUGUUCCCAAACCAGCGCCGACAGUAAACAAACAAUGCUAUUCCAAUGGCCAGACAUAUAAGUAUGGAGAAACAGUCAACCUCAAUUGUAACGAAUGCCGAUGUCAAGAAUCCAAUGGCAAAAUGCAGUUGAUGUGCAGCUCCAACGAAUGUCUUAUCGACACGUACAUUUUGGAUACCCUUAGACACCAAGCGCAUCGGUUCGGAUGGUCGGCCAGCAAUUAUAGUGAAUUUUGGGGUAGAAGAUACGACGAGGGCCUGCAACUGCGGCUAGGUACACUGCAUUCUAAAAAAAAGAUUUUGCAAAUGAAACCGUUAAAAGCCGUAUUCCAGCGAGGUAAUUUGCGACGGUCUUACGAUGCCCGUGAAGUCUGGGGCAGAUACAUUUCGCAGCCGAUCGACCAAGGCUGGUGCGGUGCAUCUUGGGCCAUAAGCACUGUUCAAGUUACCACCGACCGUUUUGGAAUUAUGAGUAAACGCACAAUCGGCGAUGUAUUGUCCCCACAACACCUGUUGUCGUGCAACAACCUAAAUCAACAAGGAUGUCAAGGCGGCCAUUUGACCAGAGCGUGGAAUUGGAUUAGGAAGUUUGGACUGAUCACAGAGGAAUGUUACCCUUGGGAAGGCCAGAUGUCCACGUGCGCGGUUUCAAAAAAGAAGAAAGAGUCUAUGGCGCAGUGUCCGCGUCGCGUAAGAUCCAAUAACGACCGUCUGACCAAAACUCGACUUCACCGAGUCGGUCCUGUUUACCGGGUAGCCACAGAAGAAGGUAUAAUGCACGAAAUUUUGACCUCAGGACCAGUGCAAGCCGUCAUGAAAGUGUCUAGAGACUUUUUCAUGUACAAAUCGGGUGUGUACAGAUGUUCAAAUUUGGCGUCGGGAUCGAGAACAGGAUACCAUUCGGUGAGAAUCGUUGGUUGGGGUGAAGAGUACCAUAACGGUCGGAUUGUCAAAUAUUGGAUUGUAUCAAACUCAUGGGGAAGAUGGUGGGGUGAAAAUGGAUAUUUCCGGAUACUGAAGGGUGUCGACGAAUGUGAGAUCGAAGAUUUCGUCAUCGCCGCGUGGGCAGACGUCGACGACUUCGAUGUGACUGGAAAUCCGCUGGGAUAUGACGUAUUCCUGCUAAACGGUCCAAAGUCAAAUUCCGUUUAAUCAAAUACUGCGGUUAUGAUAUAAGUUCACGUCCGAACCAGAUUGGAAAAAAUAUUCUACUUCACAGCAUCUAAAAUCAUGCUGGACCACAAACAUCAAAAUAUACCUACAUAUAUACUUAUAUACCGUAUAUAAUAUACGUAUGACGAACAAAAGUAGACGACAAAAUAAAUUUAAAAAAAAACAUUUCAUAAACGAACUUUGUUCGGUAUUUAUAAUCACUACUUAUAUGAUAAUAAUAUAUACAUAAUAAAUAUAUAUGUAAAUAUAGUAUAUAUUUAUAUGUAUAUAUAAUAUUACUAUAUUUUACAACAAGCAAAAUACAGUGCACAAAAUAAUUUAUACUUAAACUCAACUGCAUUAUAAAUGACUGAUAAUUAUCUCAAACACAAAGUUUCUAACUAAACAAUUUUUUGUCUUACAAAAAAAAAAACACGGGAGCACCGUGGCCAAUCUACCAUAAAAGGACU
Melanaphis sacchari is the source of this 2053-nucleotide messenger RNA. Its product is annotated as tubulointerstitial nephritis antigen-like. Gene Ontology annotation, cellular component: lysosome. Gene Ontology annotation, molecular function: cysteine-type peptidase activity. Bases 189 to 1583 code for a protein of 464 amino acids. Gene Ontology annotation, biological process: proteolysis. The record is from RefSeq and is a predicted model, not a curated record. The transcript has 9 exons. Lineage: Eukaryota; Metazoa; Arthropoda; Insecta; Hemiptera; Aphididae.